CAUAGAGGGAGGAGGAGAGAGAGGGGAGGAGGAAGCGGAAGCGGAUCCGGUUUGGUUGCCUUCUGGCCGGGGGAGUGGAGGGAGGAUCGCUGGCUUCGCCUCGGAGUGGCUCCCGCUGCAGCCCCACGUCCCGGGACCAUGAUUUCUGAAAGCGGCUCGUUUGUGAAGGGCAUGAUGCUUGGGGGGGUCUUCUGUGCGCUGGUUACUCUUCUAGGACAUAUUAAGAUGGGCCAUAGCACAACAUCUCAUGAGCACCGUCACCUUCAGGCUCCCAAAAAGGAGGACAUCCUAAAUCUCUCUGAAGACGAGCGGCUGGAACUGAGCCAAAGCAUACGUGUCUACUGCAUCAUCCUCGUCAAACCAAAGGAUCUUGGGUAUUGGGCAGCCGUGAAAGAUACGUGGAGCAAGCACUGUGACAAAGCCGAAUUCUACAGUUCUGAGAAUGUCAAAGUCUUUGACUCCAUUGUGCUGGACACCGAUGACAUGUGGACAAUGAUGAGGAAAGCAUACAAGUUUGCCUAUGAAAACUACAAAGACGACUACAACUGGUUCUUCCUGGCCCAUCCCACGACGUUCGCCAUCAUUGAAAACCUCAAGUACUUCUUGCUGAAACAAGACUCUUCGGAGCCCUUCUACACAGGACGCACGGAGACCUCCGGGGACCUGCAGUACGUGAACGGGGACGGGGGGAUUGUCUUAAGUAUCGAAUCACUAACCCGGCUUUACAAAGUCUUUAACGACCCCGAUCAGUGCCCCGAACAGGCAGGCAUGAUUUGGAAACUCUCGGAGGAUAAGCAGCUAGCCGUCUGCUUGAAGUACACAGGGGUCCAUGCGGAGAAUGCCGAAGACUCUGAAAAGAAGGACAUCUUCAAUACCAAGCCGGUUGGCUCUCUUAUUAAAGAGGCCAUGUCCAGUCACCCCCAAGAGGUGGUGGAAGGCUGCUGUUCAGAUAUGGCCAUCACCUUCAGUGGGCUGGCCCCUAAUCACAUGCAUGUGAUGAUGUAUGGCGUGUACCGGCUCAGAGCGUAUGGACACAGUUUCAACGAUGCGUUGGUUUUCCUACCUCCCCCAGGCUCAGAUAACGAUUGAAGAUUGUUUCACAGGAAAUGUAUGUAAUGCAUAUACAACGUGUAGUCUUAAUGCAGGGGUUCUCCAAGUUGGGUCCUCAGAUGUUGUUGGACUUCCAACUCAUAAUCUCCAGCCACAUGAUUGGGGAUUAUAGGAAUUGAAGUCCAACAUCUGGCAAGCCAAGCUAGAGAACCGUGGUCUUAAUGCAUUGUGUCCUUCAGCAAACCAUGUGUACACAAAGGUGGUACAAAUUUUGUAUUCGGUGGUUUUGGUGUGAUUACCUUUUUGCACAACUUGCUUUUGUAAUCUUUACAAAUGGGGAAAGGGGGUUCAUUUUAAACAAAAAAAAAACAUUUUAUACAACUUUAACUCAAGUGUCACAAAUUGUUCAAGAACCAGAUCCCCCAUUGUCAACAACUGUAUAGUGGGUAUGUAUAUUUAAAAUGAGAAAUUAUCCUUGCUCUACAGUAAAUUAAAUCUAUUUUUUCAGAGUU
Hemicordylus capensis (graceful crag lizard) is the source of this 1562-nucleotide messenger RNA. RefSeq names its product C1GALT1 specific chaperone 1 (gene C1GALT1C1). The transcript has 2 exons. The record is from RefSeq and is a predicted model, not a curated record. Gene Ontology annotation, molecular function: N-acetylgalactosaminide beta-1,3-galactosyltransferase activity. Bases 139 to 1089 code for a protein of 316 amino acids. Lineage: Eukaryota; Metazoa; Chordata; Lepidosauria; Squamata; Cordylidae.